Molecule: messenger RNA, 9831 nt
Organism: Parus major (Great Tit)
Lineage: Eukaryota; Metazoa; Chordata; Aves; Passeriformes; Paridae
Gene: SMPD3
Product: sphingomyelin phosphodiesterase 3
Exons: 11
Coding region: 3391-5373 (660 amino acids)
Biological process (GO): sphingomyelin metabolic process
Cellular component (GO): extracellular region; cytoplasm
Molecular function (GO): sphingomyelin phosphodiesterase activity
Source: RefSeq, a predicted model, not a curated record
CUUUUGAAAUAAAUUUAACUUUUAAAAAAGAAAGAUAAUCUGUUAUUGCUCUAUUUCUUACAUCAUCGUCUGGCAAAUGAGAUCCACUCAAAAGAACAAAACAUAGCUGAGUGUGACAGCACAUCUAAUUCACAAUCACAGAAACUUCCAGAAGGCAUCAGAAUCACGUUCUCUAUUUGUUUCUGCAAGAAGAGAUCACACCACUCCUACAUGUGUAGAGAGGCAUUGCGUACUAUAGGUGCCUGUAAUGCCCAGAGUGUUGUUUUGUUCAAAAAUAAACAUUUCCUAAGCACUGAGUAAACUCCUGCAUAUCAAAAAGAAAAAGUUGCAUAAACCUUUAGAUUGACAAGACUACUUAGCUCACUCAGUAUCUGUCAUGGGAUAUAUCAUAGCCCCAGGGCAUCCUCAUAGCAUGUCCACUACAAGCAGUGUCUAAUGAAUUCAUAAGUGAUUUGUUAUGCACCAUGUGCCUUUGAAUGGAUCAUGUCAGCCUAUAUUGUGCAAAUGGAAUGUAAGAAAGGGCUACACUAAUAGGAAAUCGUUCACUUGGUCAUUGAGGCAAUCCUGGAGACACUUACAGGCAAGGUUAAUCUGCAUGCAUUUUGAAUUUGACUUUUUUUCUGAUAGUCAUCUAAUAUCUAGUGUUUCAUUAGUCUGCAAGUUAUUUUUCUGAGAUAAAAAUAAUGGAAGUAUGAAGCACUCUUUUCUUUGUUUUAAAAUUUAGACUGCCAUUUUCCCUGUAUAUAAAAUUAGAUGCACUAAGAUGAUGAUUGUAAAAACUUUUCCCAGUUCUGACCAUUCUUCUGCUUUUCUACUGAACAAGAUAAUGAAAAGUGAAAAUUAAAUUUAGCCUGUUUUGUCCUUAACAUGACUCUAGUCAAAUUGAAAAAGUUGUGUAUUAUUUCGUGACACUCUUUUGAGGAGUAUAGACAUGUAUAGCUUUUCUUUAUGAGACUUUUGGGGUUUUAUAUUUGUUUGUUUUUGUUGUUGUUGUGUUGGGGUUUUGUCUGGGUUUUUUUUUUUUCAAUCUAUUUUGUGCUUCUACUCUUUCCUCAUGUAGGACUGGUUGUAUUUCCAGACAAAUCCUCUCUUCUCUUUUUUUUCCCCAAAUAAGUAGUGCUACCAGUCCAAAUUUACCUGAUCCUGAAGCUAACAAAAAACUCAUAUGACUGCUAAUAGGAAAAAAAAGAAAGACAUAGAGCCUGCAGUUACCAUGCCAACACUGUUCCCUGGGGUGCAGCAACAGAGAUGGAUGCUGUGAAAUUAAGAUCUGUGUGAUAGGUAGGAGGUACCUUUGCAUGUGACUGUGCACGACUUGGAGCUUUCAUGUACACUGUAUUUUACUAUUUGUACUUUUAAUGUUAUGCACUAAUCUGGUAUUUAUGUUGUUCCCUUCAUUCUCUGUGUGCAUAUUACAGUUUCCUAUUUUUGUGUAAUGAGAGAAUUUGGUGUUUCAAAACGUAUAUAGUAAGUUUCAUGAAAAAUGUAUAAUAAAAUGGGUAAGGUUUGAUGAAGAAAGAAUGGCUUCUGACUUGAAUUCUAUCUAGAAUUUAAUUUUCUCUGUAAAGCUGUUGGAGCACUACUCUACUCUCACCUCAUAAGUGCAGUCUUUGUGCGGGCAGUAUGGGGAUAAGCAAAAUAUUUCAGAAGAGAGCCACUAACAAAACUCUCACACAAGAGUGUUGCAAGACAAAGGUUUUUUUUUUUUGUAUUUUUCUGCUUAUAUGUGGUUUUUCUAUGUUUGCUUACAGCUGAUCUUUAGGUAUUUGUUAAAUAUCAAAGACAAACCUCCUUUUUCUUAAUGUGCUUGAUGUGUUUGCCCAAUGCUGCAUCCUUCUAUGAGGUUACAGCUUGCUCCUCACUAUGUAAGUACUCCUUCCUUAGAUUCAAGAAGAGGGCUCUGUUCUAUAUUCUCUCUCCCACUCUGUGCUUUGUAGGUUGAUGGGAUGACAAGGAAUUAGAGAGUAUAAUUCUUAGUCAAUAUUUUAGAUGUUCAUGAAUCAGUAGGACCUUGAUUAGAAUUGUAUGUUACAAUUCUACAAUAUUGCCCCAUUUGAAUGUUUUGAUUUAGUGACUGCUUUGAAAAGCCCUUUUUUAUUACCUUCACACACUUCUUGAAGCAAAACUUUCUGAGUUAAACAUCUCAAUUAGUUUUCUUUUUUUCCUGCUGCUUUAUUUGUUUCUCCAUCCUCCAGUCACAAAUACAUGCAAAGGAGAGGCAGAGCUGUUUAUAACAUGAUGAAGUUGCCAGGUUGGUUUACUUGAACUUUUUUUGAAGACUGUGCAUUGGUUAUGUAAGUAGAAAUUCUGUGGGAUAUUUUACUGACACUUUUUCAAGUCUCUGAGAGGUUACUUUGUGCACUAGCAAUGCCAGUCUUGAAGACUGAGAUCGAAAGCAGCAGAAAACUCAUCAGCUCCUAAAUUUAACAUCUGUUUAUAUUUUUUUGUGAGUCAUAUUAAAGAUAACAGUCUUUAACUCAAUAGCAGCUAAUUGAAAAUAUUUAAAUUGCAGUGUUUUUGCAUACUGAUUUUUGCUGAGGUCACAAAGCAACAAAGUGAUAUUCAUGGUAACUGCACUUAUAUAAUGUCCCAAUGAGGUUUCCUUCCUUCCAGGCCACAGCUACACAAGAAAUGUUCAGCACAGCUGCAAAUGCACUUUGUCAGUGUUAAUAAUUAACAUUCAAAAAGCAGCUAAAACAAGAACUCAGCCAGAAAGAACUUCCUGUCUGGUUUGCCCUACACUUACUCAGUUUUUAAACUUGUGCAUGGAAAGGAGGCUUGUACUACGUGAGUCACAGUAUCUCAGGGUGUGAUACUAAAUACGAGCUGAAGAGUUUCAGCACACCCAGACUGAACAAACCUUCUCUGGUUAAAAAUGAAAAACAACCCCAGAAUUGACUGAGGAGCACCGUGGAGCAGACAGAGCCCUCUCCCUACGUGAUACCGAAGUUGGGAUAAGUUGACUCUAACAUUUAUGUUUUACCUCAAUGAGGAGUGCUAUUUCAGAACUGUGGUGUUCUCCAGCUACAACUGUAUGCAAUUAUUUGAGUGAUAAUACAACAAACAUUAAUUAUGUUGAUGAAAAUACAUCCAUUUUAAUAUGAUUUCUGUUUUGCCUCUGGAGAGUUUCAUUAUGGCAGCCCCCAAUGAACAAUGACAUCCUUUGACAGAUACAGAUGCCAAAAAGCCAGACGAAAACAGUGGCCUUGUUUCAUUUUUACUCCAACACAGUGAAAUGGUGCUCUUAAAGUUUUGUUAUUGACUCUCACUGAAAAAAAUCAAACUCCUGACCGGACCUUUUUUCCCCAGCCCUCUCCCAGUGUUCUUAUGGAUGCUUGACACAGUGACAUCAUGUAGUAGGCCCUGAAGUGUUGUCAUAAUUGAGUUGCAAUGGUUUUAUACACUUCUCCAUUUCCCAACAGCUUUCUGUCAGUUCUGCAUUCUUUUUCCUGGGGCCUGAUUUUCCCAUGUUACUGGCUAGCAGACAGGCUCGUGGGCUCUUUUGUUCCAACCACCUAUGAAAAACGUCAAAGAGCAGAUGACCCAUGCUAUUUUCACGCCCUCUGCAUCAUUAUUACCACUCCCAUCUACCUGGCACUCUUGGUGGCCUCUCUUCCUUUUGCUCUGAUUGGCUUUUUGCUCUGGUCCCCGCUGCAGUCAGUCAGAAGGCCCUAUGUCUACUCCAGACUGAAAGACAAGAACCAUGCCAAUGGAGCCACACUGCUCACUGAAUGGAAGGCUGCAGGGAGCGGGAAAAGCUUCUGCUUUGGCAGUGCUAAUGUUUGCCUGCUGCCAGAUUCUCUGGCAAGAUUUAAUAACGUUUUCAACACACAGGCCAGAGCUAAAGAGAUCGGCCGGAGGAUCCGAAAUGGGGCGAGCAGGCCACAGAUUAAAAUAUACAUAGAUUCUCCUACCAACACAUCCAUCAGUGCAGCGAGUUUCAGCAGCCUGGUCUCCCCCCAGGCUGGAGAUAACCGUACUGUUAAUGCUGGCCUCAAAAGGACAACAUCAAUGGAGUACAAAGGAGACAAUUGUGGCUCAAACAAUGGUGAGGAGAACAGAGAAGAUAAAGGUGGAAGUGGAGAGCCACAUGAGGGAGAAGAAAACACUUGCAUUGUCCGUAUCAAUGGAGAGGAGAAUGGCCACAUGUCCGACACAGAAACAGACGCUGCCAACGGCCAGGCUCGUGCCAGUGGCCCAGCAGAGCCCUCACUGGAAGGUGAUGCGGAGAUCUCAAAAACACCAAACCACAAACAGAAGGAAGGAGAUUCUGGGAGUUUAGAUAGCUGCUCUGCCUCACGAGAGUCCCUAGUCAAAGUCCGUGUUGGAGAUGGUACAGUGGACCAAAGCGCUGUCAACAACAAGCUCCUCUACAAAGCUUCAAUCAUGAAGAAGACUUCAGUGCGGAAAAAGAAACACACAGAUGAGACCUUUGAUCAUGAGAUCUCUGCUUUCUUCCCUGCCAACCUGGACUUUCUGUGCUUGCAGGAAGUGUUUGACAAAAGAGCUGCAGAGAAAUUGAAAGAGCAGCUCCACCACUAUUUUGAAUACAUUGUCUAUGAUGUUGGGGUCUACAGUUGCCAUGGCUGCUGUAGCUUUAAGUUUGUGAACAGUGGUCUACUUUUUGCCAGCCGCUAUCCUGUUAUGGAUGCUGCCUAUCACUGUUACCCCAAUGGAAGAGGAAUGGACUCCUUGGCUUCCAAGGGAGCUUUGUUUCUCAAGGUGCAAGUGGGAAGUACACCUCAGGACCAAAGAAUUGUGGGAUACAUUUCCUGCACUCACUUGCAAGCUAUUGCAGGAGACACUACUGUUCGAUGUGAGCAACUGGAUAUGCUUCAAGAUUGGCUGUCUGAAUUCAGAAAAUCUACCUCCUCCUCCAGUACAGCCAAUCCAGAGGAGCUGGUGGCUUUUGAUGUACUCUGUGGAGAUCUCAACUUUGAUAACUGCUCCUCUGAGGACAAGCUGGAGCAGCAGCAUUCUCUGUUUACACACUACAAAGACCCGUGUCGAGUUGGUCCUGGGGACGAUAAGCCUUGGGCAAUCGGUACCCUGUUGGAUCCUGAAGGAUUAUAUGAUGAAGAAGUGUGCACCCCAGAUAACCUGCAGAAGGUGCUGGAAAGUGAAGAAGGAAGGAAAGGAUACUUAGUCUUUCCCACCAGCAAGAACCACAGUUCCAGUCAGAAGGGGAGGAAGGCAUCACUGAAGGGAAAUGGGAGGAGGAUUGACUAUAUGCUCUAUACAGAAGAAGGUCUCUACCUGGAAUGGAAAGUGGAAGUGGAAGAGUUCAGCUUUAUUACCCAGUUGGCAGGCCUGACAGACCACCUACCGGUAGCAAUGCGUCUCAUGGUGUCUACGGGAGAGGAUGAUCCUUAGAACUGACCAGCUCUGAGAGAUUAGAAGAGGGAAACAUGAAUGAUAUUUCAAAAAUAUCAGAGGAUAAGAAUGAACUAUUCUGGUGCCACGUUAGGAAAGAUGACCAGACCUGACCUGGGCUACUCCCAGAAAGUACCAACAAUGUGGAUCUAAAAAGGGAAGAAGUGGAAGGGGCUGUGGCCAAAAGCCAGUCACAAGUGGCUCAGGCAACAGGGCAGGCCUGUACUACAAUGCUUUCACUGUGGACCGAACGGAACCAAGAUGGAAGUCCUAAUUCCUUCUGAACCAGUGCCAUUCUUACUAAAACAUGUUUUUAUACUAAUAUAUAGCACAAUUUAGUUUGUACUUAGUCUGUGAGUUAGUGCUGCUCAAUGGUUUUUUGCAUCAUUUCUUUGUCUAACUACGAAGCUGCAGCUUUUUCUCUUUCUUUAGCCUGUGACAGUUGUAGUUCGUGCUUGCAGCAGCCGCAUGCGCCCGCACUGCAUGCACCGGAGAGAAACCGGGCAGAGAAACCUGGCAACGGCAGCAGGGAAGGGAGGGCACACAGCAGGCCCAGCCAAAGCGUGCUGGGACUGGAAACCCUUCUGUCAGUACAGGUAGACCUUAAACCAAACAACUCUCUUCAAUUUGCAGACCAGUAUCUUCCUGUCUGAUUUAAGGAUAAUUAAAAGAUUUGGAAUUGAGACUUCAAGAACACAGUCCCACCCUUAUUCCAGCUGUGUUCCCACUGAAAUUAUGAACUGUUUUGUCUGAAUGAUGACUCCAGAAUCAGGCCUUCAGCUUUCUAAAUGCAACUUAUUCUCUUAAGAAGAAAUAGUUUCCCUGUAAUGUCUUUUUUUUCCCAUGUGUGGGACAGUUCUGAAUUAUGGUAUGGGAUAUGUAUAUUACAGUAGAGUGAAUAGAUUCCUGUAGUACCAUUGGUAACACCAGAACCAACAUUCUGCCUUAGCUAGAAAGGGUAAGUGGGAAAUGAAUUGUAAAAUGCAUGCUAGAUAUAGAGUAAAAAUAAACAUAAGUGACAUUUGGGGGGAAAAAGGUAUAGAAGAGUGUAUGAUCGAUAAGGCAGAAUAACCUGACAAUUUUCUAAAGGAAUCAGUGCACUUAAAGGGGAAGUGGAACAUGGCCAGCAGGAGAGUAGAGAAUAGAACUGUGACUCUUGGCCUUAGGUAACUGCUUCCCAGGAACAGAGGCUGUUUUGAUGUCUGUGAGACAUGAUUCUCCAUUUGUUAUGCACUCAUAGACUUGAACGGGGGUCUUGCCAUCUGAUUCACAGGUCCUUUCCACUAAAGUUCUUCAAAUGUGGGGCUGCCCUCUGCCAACUUGUUCCCAUGACCUGACCUAUCCAGCCUCUGUAACGUUAAGAAAAAUAAUGAAAAACUGAGAAUCAGGUCCAUAAUGAAACUUGGCAUUUUUUUAGGGAUUUAAUUUCAGAGGAUUUGUGUUGUUGGGAGAACAAUGAGACUCCUGUUUUAACCAUUACUUAGUUUCUUCUGCCUAUCUCUUGUUCAAGUUUAGUGUUAUUUCCUCUUGUAUUACAAAUUCCCCCUGUUAAGAAGAGUUAACCCAGUAUUAGAUGUACUCCAUUAAAUAACCUCUUUUAGUUACGCUGCCCACAAACUCCUGAGGACGCUCUUGUUUUGGUUUAGUUUAGACCUGCUGUGGAUCAGCUUGAGCUAAAUGAGAAUAGAUCUAAAUUAGAAAUCUCAGUCUGCACAGCCUCUGGUACUCGCUUAGUUAGCUACAGUAAACAACAGAACUUGUACUUAGAUCUGAUUUUGCAAAUAGUGAAGCUCAUAAUAGUCAUGAGAGUAGAGGACUAACAGUAUUGGCUCGUUCCAAGGAGGCAGCAAGGCCACUGCUCACACUCUCCCGCUGCACCUGGUCUUGACACAUCUUAUGCCUCGUUUUCCAGUCCUGGGGUUCCUUCAGCAGAGACUGCCUCUUAGAAGUGUACUGUGCCAAACCGUGGGGUAGUCGGAAGUGUAACCCAUGGCGACUCAGAAAUGGAACCAGACUCAGUUCCCCUUUUUAUAAAAUUAGGAAUUCAAGUUUACAGAAUCAGAGACUUUAGUGUACUACCCCAGUGCACCACCAGUUUCCCACUUUGUAUGUCUGUCUUUAUACAGAGGGUGCACAUAUGUGCAACGUGUUUUUCGGGUUUCUUAUUGCUCCACUCGAUUCAGAAAAACUUGUACCCAAACCAAUGCUUUUUAAUCCUAUUUUCUAUCUUGCUUGUAUUUUAUUAAUCUUUUUUAAAAAACCCAAAACCCAGUAGCAAUUUGUGUGCUGUCCAGCAGCUAUUUCUCAGUAGUAAGACUAACUACAAGGUACGGUAUUUUUAAUAGUUUUCCUAACAAUGUAAAUUACGAUUUGAUAUCAAUUUCACCAAGUAUCAGUUUCAGGAGCUGAAUUUGACACUGUGAGGGAUACAAACAUAAAACUACUGCCAAAUAAUGUUACAUUAUUUACAGUAAAACUAACAUGGUCUAAAUUACUUUAAAAUUUGUUCUGUGGCUUUGUGCUGACUGAAAAAUCAGCCACUUUGGUCAACUUUUUGAGAUGUACUGAGAAAUGGUUUUUUUCAAAUUUGAAGUAAACUCUUUUAGAUUUUGAUGCUCCUAAUUCCUCAGUGCUCAAGAACUGGCUAGGUGUAAAAUGUUCUCUUACACAAUACACAUACAUUUAACCAGUGUAAGUAGUUCUUUCUAAUUACUGUCUUAGGGGUGUGACCUUGCAAGGGAGUGAUGCUGGGAGGUUCAGCAUUGUGGCACCACUGUACAGAUGCUCCUUGGUUUUUUGCAUUGAUCCUGUGCCUUCUGAUGCCUCGGCAAUGCUUGCAGGGGUCAGAGCGUGUCUGUAGCAGUGAGCUGGAAUGAACAGGUUUCCCCUUCCACAACAGUGACCUCCGGGAGAAAAACGAGUUUUGCCUACACCAACUCCAGCCACCGCAGUUCCAACCAACACCCCGCUGAGAAUCCACUCAGACAAUGCCUGUACUGCCACGGUAUCAAUCAUCACAGGCCUUAGGCAGACACUAUAGAAUAGAAUAUUUGCAUUUCAAAAAAAAGGGAGGGGGGCGGGGCUGGGGGGGGUGAAGAGACCACACCCAGGACAUCAAACCCUGGAAAGCUUUUUCAGAUGCCAAUCCUACUUUGCUUAUGGAUAGCAUGACCCAAUUUAUAAGUAGAAUGUUAUUUAUAAAAAAUCAAGUUAAGCUUACUCUGUGCUUAUCCCACUUUGUACUGGGAUUUCAGGCAUCUUCAAGAAGUGAGUGAUAGGACUAUGCUUGGUUUAGUACCUGCCCCUCACCAGGGAUACUGCAAUGAAGUGUCAUCUUUUUAUCAAAGCAUCUUCUGUUUCUCAUGUUCAGUUUGCAUUUUACAAGAGCACUUCUAGACCAAGUGAACAAAAGGCCCAAAGAGGACAGCUGAAAACCAAGCAUUUCCAGAAAUUUUGAAGGUGUCAGGUCCUGACAAAGUUGGUAACUUUAGAUCACUUCAAAAAUGCACCCUAGAGCAGUGAGCACCAGGGAGGUAACACUCAGCCUUAUGCUGGGGGAAAAGGCAUUUGACUCAUUCCAGUGGUGCCCAGUUUUAGUCUGUCCCAACCUGGACACUUGGUAGAAGCUGCCUAAAGCACCCAAACAGAAACUACCAGAGCCUGGCUCCAGGAGAAGCCUGCAGCCCGAGAAGAUGUGUCCUGCUGGCUGCAGAAGGAGUUUACCUGCCUUGUGUCAGUAUCAUGAGGAAGUUUUAUCCCAGAAACACUCUCAGUCUGGCUAGACCCUCAGGCCUGCUUGUUGGCUAAGACAGUAAGAUUUAAGGAACAUACAAUUGCAAUAUGGAUUUUUUUUUUUGUUUGGUGGUCCAGAUGAAGCCGAUCUGACUGUCCCCAGUUUGGUGUGUGAGCUGCCCUGGAUCACACAGCAGCACAGCAGUGUCAGCACAUAUCAUCAGCUCAGAAAUGAAGCAGUUUUGCCUCCUCCUGGCACCACAGGAUGAGGACAGAAAUACAAUUCAAGCACUUUGAAAACCUCCCAGUUUUAUCCAUUACGAGGGUCAAAUUGUUACUGAAGGUCUCACUUUUCCAUGCCAUUUUGUUUUAAAUAUAAUCUUAAUGCUUUUAAAGACUUGUAUUAUUGCUGAGGUUUAGAAGUCCUGUAAUAAGAAUAACCUUUUUUUAUUUCAAUGAUUUUUCGGUAUUGUAUCCUUCUGGAACCUAAUGUUUUUAUAUGGUAAGCACACACCUUCUGACAUUUUGUUAUAAAUGUAUUUAAAAAAAAAAAAGGAAAAAUUUAAAUAUUUUCAUUGGUUUCUUUACCUGCAAGAAAACCACAAUCACAGACCUGAUAAAAACAAGGUAUUUUAAACAAUAUGGAGGGGUUUUUGUCUUUUAUUGGUGCUGAAAGGAAUAACUGGUUGAUGCAAACAAGAUAAUAAAAUUUCAAGGCUCAAAUGA